GGCCGGGAGAGAGCGCGAGCAGACAAAAGCAAUGGCGGACUUCGCGCUUGGGCUGACCAAGAAGGCUGUGGAGGGGACUCUGAGCAGAGUCCAGUCGGCGAUCGAUGAAGAGAACAAGCUGAAGGCGGUGGCCCAGCAAGACCUGGUGUACAUCACCGGCGAGUUCCAGAUGAUGCAAGCCUUCCUGCAGGCGGCCAGCAAAGAGCGUACAAGCAAUCAAGUGGUCAUGACCUGGGUGCGGCAGCUCCGUGACCUGGCCUUCGACGUGGAAGACUGCGUCGAGUUUGUUAUCCACCUGGACAACAACUCAGCCUUUUCCUGGGUGUGGCGCCUGGUGCCAUCCUGCAUGGCACCUCCUGGCACCGGUGACCUGGACAAGGCGGUCGCUGACCUCAGCAAGCUCAAGGCCAGGGUUGAGGAGGUGAGCCAGAGGAACACCCGCUACAACCUCAUCAGCGACUCCGGCUCCACACCCACCGCACCAGAUCAAGAAGAUUAAGUCACAAGGGAAACCAUCUCAUACGGGAUGAGUUAAGUCAGCUAUUAACCAAGCACAAGUAUCUCAUCAUCAUAGAAGAUUUAUCCACUGCAGAGGAGUGGGAGUUCAUCAAAGGGAAGCUGCCGGAUCUUAAUAAUGGCAGCCGCGUCAUUAUAUCGACGCAGCAGUUAGGGGUUGCACUUUCCUGCACGGGAGAGCCAUACCUGGCAUCGGAGCUCAGACAAUUCUCUGACGGUCAAUAUCUUUUUGCAUUUUUCAAGCAGGCCAAUUUUCACGUAGCGGAACUUUUUAGGCAACUUGGAGAGCGUCGCGUGAUAUCUUUGUGGGGCGACAAAGGUGGUGACACAGAAAAUCUUCUGAGAGACCUACAUCAGUCCAUACUGGAUAAAACUGAGGGAU
Molecule: messenger RNA, 898 nt
Organism: Brachypodium distachyon (stiff brome)
Lineage: Eukaryota; Viridiplantae; Streptophyta; Magnoliopsida; Poales; Poaceae
Exons: 2
Coding region: 32-499 (155 amino acids)
Source: RefSeq, a predicted model, not a curated record